AGGGGAGACACAUCACGAGAGCCGCGCAUCGUGCGAGAGUUAUUACUGUGAUUUUGAAACGCGCUGUCACGAGUGGAUUGCUCAUCUCUUGUAUAAAUCUCUGUCAGAGUUUCUCUGGAGUUGGACAUGUCGUUUCCUCAACUGGGUUACCCACAGUUUUUAAACGCCUCCCAGGAGGUGUUCGGAGGCGAGCGCACGGGUGUCAUGCCCACGUCUCCACGCGAGGGAAGCUCCGAGAGCAGCGCAAAUGCCGCGACUACAGCGGCUGCUAUCACGCCGAUGCUGGGCAUGUACGCCAAUCCGUGGACCGUGCAAAACUAUAGCGCAUUCUUACCUUACAACAGUGCCGAGCUGGCACUGCUCUCUCAGAUGGGAUCGCAAUAUGAGCUUAAGGAUAACCCCGGAGCUCACCCACCAGGAUUUGCAGUCCAUACUACACCCGGUUUCUACCCAUAUGGCCAGUACCAGUACGGAGAUCCGUCAAGGGCCAAAAGCGCAACCAGAGAGACCACCAGCACUCUAAAGGCAUGGCUGCAUGAACAUAAAAAGAACCCGUAUCCCACAAAGGGUGAGAAGAUCAUGCUGGCCAUCAUUACUAAAAUGACCCUUACGCAGGUGUCCACCUGGUUCGCCAAUGCGCGCAGGAGGCUCAAAAAGGAGAAUAAGGUAACCUGGGGUCGCAGCGCAGAGGACAGAGAUGGACGCAUCUUCGACAGUGACAAUGAGGACGACGCGGACAAAAAUGAAGACGAUGAAGAGAUCGAUCUGGAGACAAUCGAUAUUGACAAUGCUGAGGAACCCAGAGGAGAUCAAAACAAGGCAAUUGAAAAAGAGGCAUUGGGUGACCAACGCGAAAAUGUGGAAACACCAAGGAUAUUAUCAACAUCAGCACUUAAAAACACGGACAGUCCUGUGCCAAGUAGUAAUAAAGAACAGAGUGUGGUAUUAAAAAGCGCCGGUGAGGUUUCUCCUGGUGCACCAGCCUGUCAAAGGCCUGGAAACAGCAAACCUAAAAUCUGGUCUUUGGCGGAGACGGCGACAAGUCCCGAUAAUACGCAGAAAACAUGCAGCGUCCCCUCAACGCACGCAGGCCUCAGGGCCUCACAAUCUACCCAUCCAGCUUUCCUCUCUACUAACGGGAUUUAUACUUGCCAGAUUGGGAAACUACACAACUGGGCGAACGCAGCUUUUCUUAGUGCAAACUCUCUGAUGGGUGUGCGCUCACUUUUGAGUCAAAACAGUCUCUUUCCAAACCACAGCCCAGUUACGAAUCCCGAAAAGAAGCCAUCGUCUGCCCCUGGGUCUCCUUGUCUGGAGGCUGACAGUGAAAACUCAUCAGACAGUUUUUGUGCCAAACAUAAUGAUCAAGAGAACAUUCAGAGAAUUGAAUCUCCAACACGUGCAUCCAGACCACCAUUUCCAGUCAUCCAUGACAGAUCUCAUCAUGAAACAUCACAACGCGCUCUGAAGACUAUUUCAUGAACACAGAACUUAUCUAAAAAAUAAAUUAUUUAACGAAUUUAAAAUAAAGGACAACAGAACAACAAGAUUUACAUCAUCAAACAGACCAAAUAAAUAUAUUUCUUAAUACGCUUUUAUCCUGCAAUAUAAUUUUUGUACUUUCAUUUAAUUUCAUUUCAGCAUGUUUGAGUUUACCGUGUAUCUCGCCUGCGUUUCUUUUACAGAGUAAAUAAGAAUUAUUUGUCAGAAAAUGUGAAAUGAUAUAUUUUUGUGUAAUAAAGCAAAUGAGAUUAA
Messenger RNA from Paramisgurnus dabryanus, 1755 nucleotides. RefSeq names its product iroquois homeobox 1b (gene irx1b). The record is from RefSeq and is a predicted model, not a curated record. Lineage: Eukaryota; Metazoa; Chordata; Actinopteri; Cypriniformes; Cobitidae. Gene Ontology annotation, molecular function: DNA-binding transcription factor activity, RNA polymerase II-specific; RNA polymerase II cis-regulatory region sequence-specific DNA binding. Gene Ontology annotation, biological process: neuron differentiation; cell development; regulation of transcription by RNA polymerase II. Gene Ontology annotation, cellular component: nucleus.